CACGUGGAAAAGAAAGGUUCCCACGAACAGCCAUGGCCACUUUGAAAGAGAUCCUAACUAGGCGACCCGUCGCCGCCGCCAUCAGGCUCACUGUCCCUGCCGGCGGAGCUCGGCCAGCGCCAGCGGUGGGCCCGGCGCUUGGUCAGUACCGGCUGAAUCUGAUGGCCUUCUGCAAGGAUUUCAAUGCCCGAACUCAGAAGUACAAGGCGGACACACCCAUGGCCGUCACCAUCACGGCUUUUAAGGACAACACCUUCAAGUUCACCGUCAAGUCGCCGUCGGUCACUUGGUACCUGAAGAAAUCCGCCGGGAUCGAGUCUGGGAGCGGCCGCCCAGGCCAUGUGGUCGCCUCCACGCUCUCCCUCAAGCACAUUUACGAGAUCGCGAAAGUCAAGCAGUCCGAUCCUUAUUGCCAGUACAUGCCAUUAGAGUCCAUUUGUAAGUCCAUUAUCGGCACUGCCAAUAACAUGGGAAUUAAGGUUGUUAAGGAAUUGGAUUAAUGCAAUACCUAAAUUUUUGGGGGUUUUCUCCCUUUCUUCUUCAGUAUAUCGCUUCAAAUUGAGAAUUUUUUUCAGUGACCUCA
Cucurbita pepo subsp. pepo (vegetable marrow) is the source of this 583-nucleotide messenger RNA. The record is from RefSeq and is a predicted model, not a curated record. Lineage: Eukaryota; Viridiplantae; Streptophyta; Magnoliopsida; Cucurbitales; Cucurbitaceae.